Messenger RNA from Trichoderma asperellum CBS 433.97, 467 nucleotides. RefSeq lists its product as uncharacterized. Lineage: Eukaryota; Fungi; Ascomycota; Sordariomycetes; Hypocreales; Hypocreaceae. The record is from RefSeq and is a predicted model, not a curated record.
GUCACGGGAACUUCAUGCUCGAUAUCAAACCACCUUAUUCGCAAGUCUCAGGGGAUUAUUGAGGCUUCAAGCUUUUUGUACUACGAGUCCACUGCUUUGCACUGAACCCCCCAUGGCUGAAUCAUCAAGCGCUGCGGCUGCUUCAGUCGCCAACGCAGCCAAGAGGCUCAGGGAAGAGGCCGAGGCUGCGAAGAACCGACUUCUAGAUCAGCAAUUCCAUAUCAGUCGCUAUGCAGACCCCUUGGUUCCACGAAAGACGUCAGAUCCUCAGUUUUGGCCAAAGGAUGUGACUCGGGAAAUGGAACAAAGAUGGCUGGCUAUGAUCAAGGAGCAUCGGUCCGUUUAAGUUGCGAGUUUGGGGUUGGGUUUGACAGACGGAAAGGGGAGAAUACUAAUUCAGUAAGCUUGCAUUUUACGAUUAAAUGAUAACGAACGUCCCAUCAGCUUGGAGCUAUUUUUACACCUUG